ACACUCAGCGAUGGAGUCCCACCAUCCCCGAGUGUCCCUGAGGACACCCGACUGUGGAGUCCCCACCAUCCCUUCCCCUGGGGACACUCAGCUAUGGGGUCCCACCAACCCUUCCCCUGGAGACACUCGGCUAUGGGGUCCCACCAACCCUUCCCCUGGGGACACUCAGCUAUGGGGUCCCACCAUCCCCUCCCCUGGGGACACUCAGCUAUGGGGUCCCACCAUCCCUUCCCCUGGGGACACUCAGCUAUGGGGUCCCACCAUCCCCUCCCCUGGGGACACUCAGCUAUGGGGUCCCACCAUCCCUGUCCCUGGGGACACUCAGCUAUGGGGUCCCACCAUCCCUUCCCCUGGGGACACUCAGCUAUGGGGUCCCACCAUCCCUGUCCCUGGGGACACUCAGCUAUGGGGUCCCACCAUCCCCUCCCCUGGGGACACUCAGCUAUGGGGUCCCACCAUCCCUUCCCCUGGGGACACUUGGCUAUGGGGUCCCACCAUCCCUUCCCCUGGGGACACUCGGCUAUGGGGUCCCACCAUCCCUUCCCCUGGGGACACUCGGCUUUGGGGUCCCACCAUCCCUUCCCCUGGGGACACUCAGCUAUGGGGUCCCACCAUCCCUUCCCCUGGGGACACUCAGCUAUGGGGUCCCACCAUCCCUGUCCCUGGGGACACUCAGCUAUGGGGUCCCACCAUCCCUUCCCCUGGGGACACUUGGCUAUGGGGUCCCACCAUCCCUUCCCCUGGGGACACUCGGCUAUGGGGUCCCACCAUCCCUUCCCCUGGGGACACUCGGCUUUGGGGUCCCACCAUCCCUUCCCCUGGGGACACUCAGCUAUGGGGUCCCACCAUCUCUUCCCCUGGGGACACUCAGCUAUGGGGUCCCACCAUCCCUUCCCCUGGGGACACUCAGCUAUGGGGUCCCACCAACCCUUCCCCUGGGGACACUCGGCUAUGGGGUCCCACCAUCCCUUCCCCUGGGGACACUCAGCUAUGGGGUCCCCCCAUCCGUGCCCGGGGGACGCCCUGAGUGGGGACUGUCCUGCCUCUCAUCCCUGCAGGAGGAAC
Messenger RNA from Cuculus canorus (common cuckoo), 1065 nucleotides. RefSeq lists its product as uncharacterized. Bases 11 to 1027 code for a protein of 338 amino acids. The record is from RefSeq and is a predicted model, not a curated record. The transcript has 2 exons. NCBI's taxonomy places the organism in Eukaryota, Metazoa, Chordata, Aves, Cuculiformes, Cuculidae.